ACGGUCAAUUUGACUGUUCCGUAGAAGCGCUCAGGAAAAUUGUACUAAAUGGUUAAUUUGCGUAGAGUUUUGUAGCUUUACCAAAUCGACAUAGUGGCUAGCCAUUCUUUCAUGGCAUCUUUCCAAAUCACCUUAUUUGUUGUGAUAUCUACAGCGAUUCAGCAGGUCCAUCUAACAAGCUAGCUCAGGCUUAGCAUAACUAGCUAACUGAUGUUCAGUAGGAAACAUAGCUACACAGACAUAGCUAGGUGAACGUGCCGGGUGCUUGCUAACUUCUCUAAUUUCGUGCGUCCUUGCGAUUUAAUCUAAAUUGUUUCUCUGACGAACUGUUUUAUAGCCAACAAACAAUGCAUUUCUACAAGUCUAAUGUUUAUUCCAUGUAAUUGACAAGAAGAUAGCUAGCUAACUUUGCUGGCUAACACCGCCCGGCUAGCUUCAGCUUGCUCGUUUUUGGUAACGUUACUCUUUGUUUUGACAAAGGACCUGAUAUUUUUUUUCUUCCAUAUUUGGAAUAUACCUGGGACAUUUUUGUAUUUCCUGGGCCAUGUCUCCCCAGAAGCACGGUUCUUCUGACGGCGGCAACAACGUAUCGGGUCCCGUUGUGGGAUACGUUGGUACCGGUGGCGGCAGAGCGAACGGCCGUGUCUACCACCACCAAACAACUGCAGUUGUGGUGCCCGCAGCCAAGAAGCCGAAAAUGGAACUGGUUCAAGCCGAUCAUGAGUUGUUCUUGCAGGCAUUUGAAAAACCGACCCAGAUCUACAGGUUUCUCAGAACAAGGAACUUGAUAGCGCCCAUAUUUCUGCACAGAACCCUCACCUACAUGUCCCACAGAAACUCCAGAACAAACGACAAACGGAAGUCCUCCAGGGUGGAUCACCUGCUGUACAGAGUGGAGAAGAAGAGGGCUGAGCAGAAGACACACAGCCUGGCUUCACACCUGCAACUCACCUUCACUGGGUUCUUUCAUAAAGUCGAGAAGUCAUCAGUAGCCUCAGAGAAUGAGCAGAACUCUGUUUCUCUAGAGGUGCUGCUGGUUAAAGUCUGUCACAAGAAGAGGAAGGAUGUGAGCUGUCCAGUGAAGCAGGUUCCUACAGGGAAGAAGCAGGUGCCUCUGAACCCAGACAGCAGCACUUCCAGCAGUCAGCCCAAGCCAGGCUCCUGUCCUUCUCUGGUGGUGUCCAGUAGUGAGUUUGAUGCCAGCAACGGCCACACGGUCAAGUCCUACUCCCUGUUGUUCAGAGUGUCUGGACCAGGCAGGACGCAGCACAACGGACUGGUCAAUGGACAGACCAAUGAGAAUAUAGAGGAUGUGUGUAACAGGAAGAAGAGAAGCUCCACCGUCAGACAAGAAGAAGUGGGAGAAACAACGUUCGUAGCUCAGAUGACUGUGUUUGAUAAGAACAGGCGUCUGCAGUUGUUAGAUGGAGAGUAUGAGGUGUCUAUGCAGCAGAUGGUGGACUGUCCUGUCAACAAGAAGAGAGCCACCUGGGAAACCAACCUGGAUGGAAAGCUCCUUCCUCCGUUUGAGACGUUCUCCAAGGGUCCUACUCUCCAGUUCACACUGCGUUGGACAGGCGAGCCCAGUGAUAGGUCGACAGCCCCUGUGGCCAAACCCCUCGCCACGCGGAACGCUGACGCUAGCAGCCUGACCUCCGACCCUAGGCCCUGCUCCCUCAGACCCACUCAGACCGUAGCUGUGAAAGACUCCUUCAGCAGUACAGCAUUUCAGAUGAGACGAGAACACACACUUGAGGAACCAAGUGACAAUCUACGCAUUUUCUACCAGUUCCUGUAUAACCACAACACACAGCAGCAGACCGAGGCUAGAGAUGACCUCCACUGUCCCUGGUGCACUCUGAACUGUAGGAGACUCUACAGUCUCCUCAAACACCUCAAACUGGCCCACAGCAGAUUCAUCUUCAACUACGUGCCCCACCCUAAAGGAGCGAGGAUAGACGUGUCUAUUAAUGAGCGUUACGACGGGGCGUACGCUGGGAAUCCUCAGGAUGUUCACAGUCAGCCCGGCUUCGCCUUCAGCAGGAACGGACCCGUCAAGAGAUCCCCUGUCACACACAUCCUCGUCUGCAGACCUAAGCGUCUUCUCCCCCCCAGUCUGUGUGAGUUCCUGGAGGCUGAUGGAGAAGAGGGAGACCAGCAGAGAAUCAUCCCUGGUCACAACCGUCUCUACUUCCGCUCAGACAGCUGUACCCCCAAAACCCCCCAGGAGAUAGAUCACGACAGUGAGGAUGAGACGGACCCCUUCUGGCUCCGAGAGAGGACCAUCAUGCAAAUCCAGGAGUUUACAGACGUGAACGAUGGAGAGAAGGAGGUGAUGAAGCUAUGGAACCUUCACGUUAUGAAGUAUGGCUACAUAGCAGAUAACCAGAUGAACGGAGCCUGUCUGGCGUUUGUGGAAGGUUGCGGUGCGUACAUUGCCAGGAAGAACCUCUGUAGGAACUUCCUGUUACACCUGGUCAGCAUGCAUGACUUUAAACUGGUUACCACGACAACCAUCAACCAGGCCAUGACACGCCUCCGACACAUCCAGCAGACCCAGCGGCAGGAAGGAGGAGAGGGGGAUGGAGGAGAGGAGUGGGUGACAGCGCUGGGGUCUCCGUCUGAGCUGCAACCCGACUAUGCCACAUGUAAUGAUGACCACACGGAUGGUAAGAGUAACCAUGGUAAUGGCCGCACGAAUGGAAACGGCGAUGGUGAUGAAGCUGGUAGUUCUGUUGCUGUGGAAACAUCCAGGCCGAGCAAGAGGCAUAAGUUCUGAGGUACCCUCCUCCGGCCCUCUCCUGGAGGAGGGAUAAGUAUCUAAAAUGAUGCCCGGUGAUUGGCUGUGAAAGAGGGUGUGGUGGUGGUGAUUGGAGGGAAUAAGAGAGACUCAUGAUGACAUCAUUCCAAACAAGCACUGGGGUGUUGGGUUUACUGUAUAGAGGUGGUGGGCCAGAAUAAUUUCAGGCAAUUUGGACACACACACACAUUGUCCCACUGGUUAUAGCAGGGAAACCUUCAUCUAGUGUUUUCCCAUGUCUGGUUAUUCAGUCUAGCUUGAUGUCAAUAGACUGAUGUUACAGUGACCAUGAGUUGUGUAAACACAUCACUUCAGCAAUAACUUAGUCUGAGUCCCAACUGGCACCAUAUUCCUUUAUACUAGUGUGCACUACUUUUCACCAGGCCCUGCUGUAGGCUAGCAUUCUGUCCAGGGGGUGUACUGGUACAUCAAGCUGUCUGCUGUAGACUAGCGUUCUGUCCAGGGGGUGUACU
Molecule: messenger RNA, 3273 nt
Organism: Salvelinus namaycush (lake trout)
Lineage: Eukaryota; Metazoa; Chordata; Actinopteri; Salmoniformes; Salmonidae
Product: polycomb protein suz12-A-like
Exons: 16
Coding region: 545-2779 (744 amino acids)
Cellular component (GO): nucleus; ESC/E(Z) complex
Molecular function (GO): chromatin DNA binding
Source: RefSeq, a predicted model, not a curated record